AUGUCCUACGGAGACUUAGUUGAUGAAGUGUUAAUUCAUUUAACACUUGUAAUCGACUAUAUUACAUAUGCAUAUAAUACACUCGUUUCGAUAAUUUUAAUUAAAUUUCUUAAUCAAUCACCAUUACAUGUUCAUAAUUCAACAUCAAGUUAUCAUCCAGCAGUUUUAGUUACGGGAACUUCUUCUGGAAUCGGACGAGAUGUCGCAUUAACUUUGGCCAAACAAGGUUAUACAGUGUUUGCAACGGUUCGUAGGGAAGUUGAUGCCGAGGAAUUGAAGAAUCGAUUUGCAGAACUUGAUAAUGCUAUGAAUGGAAAAUUAAUACCUUUAAUAAUGGACGUAACUAAUAAAGAUGAUAUUCAAAAAGCUUACGAUUCGGUUCGUACAACGAUAGGAAGAGAGAUUCCUUUUGUUGGAUUGGUUAACAAUGCCGCGUUGAUUUUUUACGUUCCACUGGAGAUCGCAUCAGAAAGUUGUUAUGAGGAUAGUUUUAAUACUAAUUAUUUUAGUAUUAUUAAUUUAACAAAGAAGUUUUUACCUUUAUUAAGGGAAAGCAGGGGCAGGGUUGUUAACAUCGGUAGCAUCGCAUCUUGGGGUCCUGCUCCUUCUAUGGGAAUUUAUUCAGCAACUAAAGCCGCUAUUAGAGCAAUUACACAAGUAUGGAGAAUGGAGACUAGAUCUAUGGGCAUACAUUUUUCGCUCGUCGAACCUGGUGUUGUUUCUACCAGAUUUACCGAAAGUCAAAUGAAAGCAUAUCGGGCAUCGAUGAUUCCACCUGCUGUUGUGAGCGAUGCUAUCGUACAUGCUUUAACCGCUCCUUAUCCUAAAAAUACUUAUUAUGUUGGUUUAGAUGCUCGGUUGAUUGCUGUUGCAAGUUGGUUUUUUGGUGAUAGAAUUAUUGAAGCUGUUCAAUCUAAAGCUUUAGCCGUUCCUAAUGACAUGAUUACCGUUAUGUAA
Messenger RNA from Funneliformis mosseae, 957 nucleotides. NCBI's taxonomy places the organism in Eukaryota, Fungi, Glomeromycota, Glomeromycetes, Glomerales, Glomeraceae. The record is from the annotation of a GenBank genome assembly.